This is a messenger RNA of Xiphias gladius (swordfish), 4532 nucleotides long. RefSeq lists its product as uncharacterized. Lineage: Eukaryota; Metazoa; Chordata; Actinopteri; Istiophoriformes; Xiphiidae. Gene Ontology annotation, cellular component: cytoplasm; axon. The coding region runs from base 83 to 1189 and encodes 368 amino acids. The record is from RefSeq and is a predicted model, not a curated record. The transcript is spliced from 10 exons.
CGUCUAGUCCGGUGUCUGGAAGCCGAAAACCGAGCACUGUCGAGGGGUCUAUCUGACUGUCAACCGAGCUCCCACGGCAGUCAUGGCGGCGCCGUUAGCCCACUUCGAUGAGGACUGGCAUGACUUUAACGAAUUCAAGCCGUCCUCGGGGUCGGCCGAGCAGCUGGACCAGCUAAAUUCAAACGUGGGCGAUUCGUCGUCGGGCCUAGACGAUUUCUCAGACCUGGACAACAGUUUCUCGGGGGAGAUCUGCAGCUUCAAAUCGAUGGAGGACCUCGUCCACGACUUCGACGAGAAGCUGACAGUGUGUUUCCGAAACUACAACACCACGACGGAAAACAUAGCCCCCAUUAAACCUAUCUCAGAGGACAGUUACUUGAAAGACGACGAAGUGUGGACAGCUCUGACAGAUAACUACAGCAACGUGAUGCCAGUGGACUGGAAGACAUCGCACACUCGCUCCCUGCACCUGCCCACUCUCAACCUCACAGAGCGUGAGAAGUUGGAUAACCAGUCUCUGGAUCUGUCGGACGAUGAGGAGCUGAGGGAGCAGAUGGAUAUGCACUCAAUCAUCGUCUCCUGCAUCAACGACGAGCCGCUCUUCACAGCUGAACAGGUGAUAGAGGAGAUAGAAGAGAUGAUGCAGGAGUCUCCAGACCCGGAGGAUGAUGAGAGUCCCUCCCAGUCCGACCUGUCCAUGCUCUCUCAGGACCUCCACGCUCUGAAACGCUCUGGCUCCAACACCAGCUAUGAGGACCGGCUGCGGCAGCUGUCUGUGUCCGAACUGACCGAGACUCUGGAGGAAGUGGAAACAGCCAUCCGCCGCUACAGUGAAGAGCUGAUCCAGGCUCUGGCCCUGCGAGACGAACUGGACUAUGAAAAGGAGGUGAAGAACAGCUUCAUCUCGCUGCUAAUCGACGUACAGAACAGACAGAAGGAGCACCGCGAGCUGCUUCGCAAGAAGAAGAAAAUCCGAAGUACGAAUACAACCGGCCCCAACGGCCAGAGGACAGGCAGCACGCACAUACCAGGCACAUACCUGACCACAGUGAUCCCUUAUGAGAAGAAAGCAGGCUCCCCGUCCGUAGAAGACCUCCAGAUCCUCACAAAGAUCCUCCAUGCCAUGAGGGAUGACAGCGACAAGGUGCCUGCCCUGCUAACAGACUACAUUCUCAAAGCUCUGGUAUGAGAGCAGUGGAAACUGAGUUCUGUGUCCCACGUAAAGCCAAAGGCAGGCCUCGUGUUUCCAGGAACUUCCACUGGACUAUCAGAAGAGGUUUCGAGUAAUCUGGAAGAACACAGAUAAUGGUUUAAAAUCCAAACCUUCCUCCCCAUUUUUCACAACAUAGACUUUAUGUACUUGUGGCAUUUUUCUUUUUACUCUGCCACUGUUGUUGUUCCUAAGAUUUUAACUCUAGAUAUAACUCCUUGGUCUGUAUAGUUCUUUUCAUUCAUUGUCUUUUAACUUUUUAUUGCCUGAGUUCUACAACCUCGUAUAUCCUGACUGCAUGAAGACUUGUCUAUGGAUGCCAGUAAUCAGUAUUAGUCUGAACACCUCACUUCCUGAUUUGCCAGUGGCUCUUGAAUGUGGGCUCUGUGCGCUUCAUCAGCAGACCUGGGUGAGGGAAAUGCAGUCCAAUCUGUUUUGUAAACUGAAUGCAUUUGCCUCUGUGUAGUUCAUUUGUGAGGGGGAAAACAAAUCCUGGCAGAAUCUCUGGAUCUUACAUUGCUAGGCAAGUUGUGGUAUCAAGGAUAAAUCCUGUUUUUACCUAUUUGGAAACCUGUUUACUUUAAUGGCAUUCUUUGAUCAAUUGCAUAUAAUGUCUUGAGGUUAAAAACUGCUUGCUAAGGAUUAAAAAGAGCAAACCUUUAAAUUUAAAAAUCCAAACUUGUAGGCCCAUCUGUCUUGGCAAGUUGGUUUUAAGUCUACACUCAGUAUUAGCAGUUAGUUGAAUGUUAAAAUGAAUUAUUUUGUAUACGAUUAAGUGAAAUUGCACAGUUUUCGGAACUUUUCACUUUUUGAAAAAGGGAAAAAAGUGAAAUGACUUAAGAAAGUAAUAGCUGGAUGAACAAACAUGUAAAGCAUAUUUUUGGAUAAAGAGUUUAGAGUUUUUUUAGUGAGAUUAGGGACUUGGCAUUAGCCACUUUUGUGACCACAUUGCAACAUCAUUUUGUAAAUGCUGUCCAUUGACCUCUGAGCCCUCAAGUAGUGACCCCAUCCCCAACAACUUUAUCACUUCCCCAGGAGUCUUCAUCACAUGAGACUGCAGAUACCUCAUGUCUUACAUUUUUGCAUUAGUAGAUGAUGACCUAUCUGGUCAUAUCCUUAGAUAAAUAGUGUAGUAAAGAUUAUGUCAGAUUUUACAAUUGUGUAGUUUAGCUUCUAUUAUAAGUUGUGGGUUUUCUGUAUCUGUUGACCCUUUAACUGUUGUGUAAAUUUUGGGAAUUUUGUGGUAGCGCUUUAGUCUGUCAGUGAUCUGGUCAUGUAGUUUUGGAAUAUGUGAUGGAUGUACUGCAGUGUGUGUCUCACUAGAUUAGUGUUAGAUGAUGCAGAAAACGUGUUCCACAACAUUUUUUUUGUCAUGCAUCCUGUAACUGUUAUCAGUCAGCCUGGGCAUGAGAAUUUCAGCAGCCUUAAAAGGGCACUCCACUGACUUUUCAAUUUGCCAUCAGUUUGCGGAUCAUAAGGAGCACUACUCAGCCUGUAAAAACAGUUGCACGUUGUCUUCUGUGGCUGUGGAAGAGCUUUGUCAAAAUUGAGAAAAUAACCCUGAUGAUGUCAUAGUGAUGUCAUCAGGGUUAUCUUGGCAUUGGGGCUGGAGACUACAAAUCUAUAACAGACAGUCGAUGUUAAAAACUCAGGCAUGGAAUAUGAAAAAUGUCAUGUUUACCAAGCAGAGAGGGUCUAACAAAAAGAUGCAAUCAAGUUGCAUUGUGGGAAAUGUAGGAUCCAUACUAAGGACUUUGACCAUUCUGUAUUUUUUUUUAAUGUGUCUUUAAAGUCUCCCAGCUUUAUGGCAGUGUAAUAUUAAAUCACUGGAGCACCCUUUUAAACCCAUGUAACACCAAUCUAGCACUGCACUUCAUGCCGCGUCAUCAGCAAGUUGGUACACUAAUGUACAGAUCACCAGCUACUACAGGUGCACCACACACUGUCAGAUCAGGUCUAGUCUAGCUCUCAGGUACGAUCAUCAGUGUUAGAGGUUUAAAAUCUUGUUCUGAAAGGUACUGACACUCCUGAGUCUCUGUUUCUGUUUCUGAGAACAUUUUAACAGCUGGACUUCAAUUUGCUGCACAUGGAUCUUUUCACACUCUAAAUCUCAUUCUAAAUACCUGGACGAGCAGAUGGAGGUAAUCAUGGUAGCCUCUUGACUAAAUCAGGGUAGCAUUACAGAUGUUGAUCAUGUCAAGCUUUUUUGAAACACGGUUAUAGAAGUCCUAGACUCUGCUUAGUAGUAAUAGUAGUAGGUGUAGCUAGCAGAUCAACGGCACAUGCGAAGGGCUCUCAGUAGCAUUUGCUCGGUGUAGCAGUCUAGUGAUGAUAACGUAGAUUCAGUUGUAACAUCUAGCAGCAAACUUCAGUUUAUCAGAAAAUCAGUGGUUGAUUUGUAAGAGGAAGAUGAUACUCUUGAAAAAGGAAUGUACUUUUACUAGUUGAAAAUGUGAAGCAGGGCUUUGAUGCUCGUAGCCAAAAGAAAAGGGCAUAAGAGGAGGAAAAGGGGUGCAAUAAAGAUUGUGGAUGUUGGGGAAGAUUGCACAAAGGGUUGCUUAAACAUGAGGGGUCCAUUUAUUCUUUUGUAAGGGAUGGCAAAAGCUGUAGUCCUAUAUUUAACUAUUUAUUUGUACUGUUGCCAGCUUUGAAAACAUUCAAAACCUAGCAUGUGCCGCAUGCACUUUACUGCUGCAAACAUGUUUAUAAUAAUUAAUUUUUUGUUUGUUUGUUUACGGACAUAAUAUCACACUAAAGGGAGAAGUGCACGUUGCAAUGAAAUGCAGAAAACCUUAAAACAAAUAAGCAUAUAAUCUUAAGUGGUAUAAAGAUGUGAAAUAGGGCAAAGAAAAACUCUUGUUAAUAAUCUGGUAAAUCAAAAGUUUCAGUGAAAAUGGUUACAACACCAACUGUGGAAAUUUAUGUUUCGUUUUAUAAUGAAAUGGCAGUCAGCACCGAGGUCACUGAAGGACUUCGUCUCAGGCCAGAGCCCCUCAUCUGGUCUCUUCUUAGCAGACACAUCAGUGUAACUACAAUUUAGAGAUUUAUAUUUAUAUAUGUACAAAAAGCAACGAAAAAAGAGGCUGCCUUUGUAAAUGCCUGAAAAUUUUUUGUAAAUUAAACCAAUUCCUUUUUGUUUUUAAUGCAAUAUAAUCCCCCAAUUUGGGGUUUUAUGUUUACUGUCUCAUGUGGUACUGCAGUAUAUUAAUUUAUUAUGUAAAUGUUCAUUUUGUAACCAUAUUAUUGACUGUAAUGGUACAAGUGUUUGUGCCCACAUUGCAUUGCAGCUCAUUUCAAAUAAAUUAAUAAGUGAAAACUUUAA